This is a messenger RNA of Platichthys flesus (European flounder), 874 nucleotides long. RefSeq names its product C-type lectin domain family 4 member E-like. The record is from RefSeq and is a predicted model, not a curated record. Lineage: Eukaryota; Metazoa; Chordata; Actinopteri; Pleuronectiformes; Pleuronectidae. The transcript has 5 exons. The coding region runs from base 1 to 681 and encodes 226 amino acids.
AUGAAUAUUAGACAUUUAUCUCCAGCAUCUUUCUCUUCAACAGGCUCCAAACAACCUGCAGCAUCAAACAGGCGUUCGGGGGUCACAUCGGAGCGAGUGGCCCUGCUGGUCCUCAGUGUUCUCCUGGCAGCUGCCGUCAUAGCUCUUGGUGUAACCCUUCAUGAAAAUACUCAAACCAAGAAGAAUCUCCAAAAGUUUCAAGAGGAAUGUGAGGCAAAACAUCUCUCAGAGGAAACAUGUCCGAGGUGCGAGGACGGCUGGGAGCCACAUGGAGGAAAGUGCUACUUCUUCUCCUCGGUUAAGUUAACCUGGAAUGAGAGUAGAACACGCUGCAAAUCAAUGGGCGGAGACCUGGUUGUGAUAAACAGCAGAGAGGAGCAGAGAUUCCUGCAGUCUAGACUGAUGAAAAAAAUGUGCAAACCUGAGGACGAGUUCUGGAUCGGACUGACAGACUCAGAGGAAGAGGGUGAAUGGCUUUGGGUGGACGACACACGACUGAAUGCAAGUUUGACGUUUUGGUGUGAGGGCGAGCCAAACAACCUGAAAGGGAAGAAUCCUGAUGGAGAGGACUGUGUGACGAUGUGGGCGGAAGACAAAGCCAAGCACCUGAAGACCUGGAUCGAUCAAUCCUGCAAAUCAUCUCUUAAAAGUAUUUGUGAGAAUCCAGAAAGAAAAGCAUGAGCCUGAAUCCAGUUGGAUCAGAUUGAGCUCGAGUCCUCAGCCACUUUCACAAACUGAGGCAUGAAGCUUUAUUAAUGAAGAUCUUCUCCAGACAUAAACAAUUUCAAAUGAUAUCUAGAGUCUCUUAUGUUCUUCAGUUUCCUUGUUAUUUUAAAGUGACGUCUACUCCUCCCUCAUAUAAAAUCUAUGAAUA